Messenger RNA from Cercopithifilaria johnstoni, 435 nucleotides. The record is from the annotation of a GenBank genome assembly. Lineage: Eukaryota; Metazoa; Nematoda; Chromadorea; Rhabditida; Onchocercidae.
AUGAAAGGUUAUGGGCGAUCACGUAUCCUAAAGCGAUCCGCAACGCAAGGCUCACCGGAAGAUGAUUCAGACUUGAUAACAAUGUCAAGAUCAAACUUUACAACCAGUGAAAGAGCAGAAAGCCAAUGGAUUUCCGCUAAACAUGUUUUUGAUAAAAAUCAGCCAAAAUUGUCGAAAAUAAUUAAGAAUCGUUCUGAGACCAGAGUGAACACCAAGUGUAACAGUGAGGAGUUAAGAAAACUUAUGCUUGAGAACAUUAGUGAUAACUCGUCAUCUUCAAAACGUGCUAUAAAUGAUCAAGCAGAAGCCAAAUUUGGUGGCACCAUCGAUGUGAUUUGCUCGAAAGGUCAUUUCUCCUAUGUAUACAGCUCUAACUUGUAUUGCGAAGUUAUGAAAGGUAGUAUGACCUGUAUCGCAUUUCGACAAUCACGUUGA